Molecule: messenger RNA, 1824 nt
Organism: Cyphellophora europaea CBS 101466
Lineage: Eukaryota; Fungi; Ascomycota; Eurotiomycetes; Chaetothyriales; Cyphellophoraceae
Exons: 3
Coding region: 1-1824 (607 amino acids)
Biological process (GO): arachidonate metabolic process
Cellular component (GO): membrane
Source: RefSeq, a predicted model, not a curated record
AUGGACUCGGUGAACCUACGGCGUAAGGACACAACGAAAGGGCCCCCGCUUCGCAUUCUGUCGCUCGAUGGCGGAGGCGUCCGCGGCUAUUCUAUGCUCAUCAUCCUCCAGGAGCUGAUGUAUCGCGCCUAUGUCGAAGCAGAGGGCAAGCCACCCAAGCGAGAAGAGAUUCCCAAACCAUGCGAGUACUUUGACCUCAUCGCUGGAACUGGCACUGGCGGCUUGAUUGCGCUCAUGCUGGGUCGCCUAAGACUCGACCUUGAGACAUGCAUGGAUGUGUAUGUGCGGAUGACUAAGAAGGUGUUUGAAACGGACAAGACAAUAGCGGGCAUACCGUACAAGACUACACUGUUCAAGGCUAGUAAGCUGGAAGAGGCCAUCAAAGGCUGCGUACGAGAACACACCAUAUUUGAGGACGAGGGCAACGACGGAACGGCUACCGGUGGGAAAGAGUUUCAGGAUAUCACAAGUCCUAUGACGCCAACAAGCGGCGCGGCGCGUCGGUCCAUGAGCGUGCGAAGUGCAAGUACAGUCGGCGUUAACAGCCCGGCCAGUAACAGGAACUCAAUGGCUACUAUGCCGACACUCGGUCCAGGGUUCGCAAGGUGGGGAAAUGAGAAUGCGAGCUUGUAUGAUGGGCGAGAGAACAGGACUAAGACCGCGGUCACCGCAGUUUACAAAGGUACUAACCCGAAAACGGGAUCCGCCAUUUUUCUGAGGUCGUACGACUCUCGCAAAGAGCCUCCUCCAGAGUUCAACUGCACUAUCUGGCAAGCCGGACGAGCAACCUCCGCUACGGGACUGGCGUUCAAGCCAAUCAAGAUUGGCCAAAGUGUCUUCAUCGAUGAGGGCGCGGGCAAAUACAAUCCAAGUCCUCAAGUCUUGGAAGAGGCUGCAACCAACGAGUGGCCGGGGCGGGAAGUGGGCAUGUUUGUGAGUGUCGGAACAGGGAAACGACCCGCCGGCACAAACCAGCAGCAACAUGAGUGGUGGGAAGGAUUCGUUGGUGGGAGCGUGGGUAAUUUCGCAGAAGCCCGGCGGCGUCUAAUCUCGAAGAUUGAAGGCUGCGAAGAUACCCACGUCCAGAUGAUAAACACCGAGCUGCCAAGGCGAGGAGUGCCGGUAGAGAACUAUGUCCGUCUCAACGUUGAAGUUGGCGUGGGCGAGUUUGGUAUGAACGAGUGGGAUCGACUGUCCGAGAUGACAAUCGGCACAAGACGGUACCUCAAGAAGCACGAAACGCAAGCUUUGCUCGAGAAUGCCGCCUCCAAGAUGGCCAAGAUUGAGCUUGUGAGACGGCGUAUGGAGAGACAUCAACGUGCUCCGAGCCACAACAGUGUUGGCGCAGAGCAACCGCUGGGGAGCCCGUCAGUGGCACCGGUGCCUCCAGGAGCCGUUGAGCUGCCAGCCAGCACUGGUGAUCUUCAGCCACCUUAUUCAACGCAUCGCCCUGGGUCGGCACCAUACUCAGCAGACAGCCACUCCAUUGCGUCUUCCCAAGAUAAGUUCAUGGUGGUUCCAGAGGAGAUGAACUCACCGCGAAGAUCCCACGAGCUGCCAUAUCGAGCUAGCAGCGAGAAGUUUUCGUACACCUCACCGACGGGGGCGCCUCCACGACAUUCCAGCAAUGAUUAUGCGUACCCUCCUACUGAGCCCCCUCCACGGCCGCCAAAAACACCGAUCAACGAAGGUGGUCCGCCUCCGUCUUACCACCAGGCGAUGCCUGCAAGGCCCAACGGCAACGUCCGGCUGCCAUAUCCAGAUACUGAUGGACCACCACCGAUUGUCAAUAAAUUGAGGAAGCCCGAAUACCGGCCCGCUUAA